AUGACUAUCAUUAAUAAUGAAGAAGGUAAUAAUAAUAAUGCAUGUAACUGUAACUAGUUUGAAGAGUUACCACCUUUAUGUUGGUCAAUAUUAACAAAAACAAUCUGUUAAAUAUUAAGGGUUUUAUAACCUGAUAGAGGGUGUCCGAAAACAGGAAGUGAUAUGGUAAUGUCCAUCAAGUUUCACAUUGGGCUCAGAAAUCAGCAGCAGAGCAGCAGGUGAACAUGUCUGCUGGAGAAGAUUCAGUCGUGUGUGUGUCACUAUGCCAAGGGUUUCUGAAGAAAAGAAAAGAUAAAAUAAAGCUGAGGUGGGUUACUUACUGGUUCAAACUUCAUAACGCAACCCUUUUCUUCUACAAUAUAAAACAUGGAAGAACUUCAGACCUCAGAGGACAGUAUUACCUUAUUGAGGUCGAGUCUGUGCGUGAGAUAAUGUGGACUAAGAAAAAGCACUAUAUUUUUGAGAUCGCUAUGAAAAACGGGAAGAGGAAAGUCCUGGCUGCAGAAACAGCAGAUCUCAGACAGCAGUGGAUGUGCCAGCUUUUGCAAGCAAUGAACCAUCAUGUGUAUAACACCCCUGAGCCGAAGCCACUCUGUCACCCUGCUGAGCCUGACUCACCCAGCAUGCCGUCUGACGCUGUUACACCAAACAGAACCUCCCAUAUCUACAUUGAUCUUGACAUGCCCCAGGAUGAGAGCAGUCAGUACGCAGAGGAUGAAGUCAAACAGAAGGCUGAAGUGAUUGAACUCGAGAAUGAUUAUGACGUCCUGCCACUUUGCAAACCCCUGCACUCGGAGGAAGUCAUUUAUGAUACACCUCAAUCAACCCGGCGAGCCAGUGAGCGAGUCCAUGAAGCAACCGAAAGCAUCUAUGAUGUCCCAAAGUAUGCAUUUAGGGAAACAUCAGUGAAUGAAGGCUCUUGUGCUAAAGAGCUCCCUGAGAUCACAGGUCUCCUCCAUGACAUGGUGACGUGUUUAGGGGGAAACUCUGCAGACUGGGUCAGAGCGACUGCUCCAGAAGCCAUCUGUCAACCUUAGCCACACUGUAAAGACAAGCAUUUAUUGUGAUAGACUUCAGACAGCAAAUUGGACUCAUUCCUGUACACACUUGUAUAUGAUUAGAUGCAUAUCUUGCAUUUUAUUUCUCUUCUACCCAUCAUCAAAAAUUUCAUUUUGAAUUAACUGCUAUUUUUGUUAUUUUAGUUUUAUGCAAAAUGUUUUUCAUAAUGAGCAUGAGAUCAGCGUGAUCAGUCUGCCAUUUUGAUAUAGAGACUGGCCCUGGGGCUACAAAGUGGCAUAAGAGAAAAGUACUAGCCCUAUCAUCCGGACAUCGCCGGAGGUCAAAUCCAGACGAUGCCACAGCCAUCUGAGUGUGUUACACCGGCCCGUGACACAGCAUGAGCAGCAGAGGCAGUUAGCUGUUUGGAAGCAGGGCCAUUUCUGAACACAUGGAGGUCCUAGGCAGCGUCAAACCUACUGUGCUAAUUGUAUUAUUUUAUAUGCAAAAACUAAUACAAUUAAUGCGGAUUAAUAAACAAUAAACUAAAAAGGACUGAACAAGAACUAUAUACACUAAAACAAUUAAAUCAUCAAAACCUAAUCUGAUCUGCAGAAACAUGCUCCUCAGGAGCAACAGCCCAACACCAGUACUUAAGAAUCUGGAACCUCUGAGAUUUAAAAAGUCUGUUUUGAUGAAAUUAUUGAAAUGGAAACGUCUGCAGCUUUUUGUUGUUGUUGUUCAAAUAAAAAAUUAAAUUAAAUUUUGGCUCAUUUUGGCAAAUCUUGGAUGACCAACUGAUAAUCAGAUCAUACUCUCGUUAUCAGUCAUGUGCUCAUGGAUAAGGCAAAAAAGGCAGCAGAUUUUGUCGUCAUUUCUUAAAGUAAGCAAAAGUGAUGAGGCAAAACCAGAUGUUACAAAACAUAAACAUAUAAAUAAGGACAUCUGAGGACCAUAAAUACUUGAAGCAAGUUACAGAUGAUUUUUAGCAGGUUAUAUCCACACGUCUCUGAAGACAUGCGCUGGCUCAGAGCCAAUUUUAAGCAUCAUAGAAGCCAAUGCAGCAUUUUUAUACAACUUUGAUAAGGAGAAAGGUUACAGCUAAGAGUUAUUAAUAUCAGCAUUGUCAAAAUGGCUCUUUAAAAACUGUCUUUAAGACACUCUUACAGUCCCCAUGACAUGCGUAGAUUUGAUUUAGAAAUCAUUGUUGAAGAGUCUUGAGACCUCAGAGGAGAAAUCCUUCAUUCAGAUGGUGUGAUGCUCAUGCUGCAUAUUAUUAGCUACGAUGUAAUCAAAUCAAAUCAAAUGUACCUCUUAUGUGAUGGUCUUUUUUUUUUUUUUUAAUGGAAAAUUACAACUGAGAAACUGUACCAGUAAAGUGUUUACAUUUAUCAGUGCAGCUGCAACUUCUUAUAGCCUAAAAAUCACACAGUGAUGUUUUGUAUAUUAAAGAUAAAUGUAAUGCUGAGCAAAGCAGAUGGAUCAAAUCAACUGUCUAAAAAUCUUAAAUUCAUAUUCAACCUUGAGAGUAUUUAGACUUUUCUUUAAUACCAUUCAUAGAGCAGGGAAAGUAGCACCACCAACAAAAAGCUGUUAUUUGCUUUAAAAUGCUGUUUAUAUGCUGGAAUUCCUCUUAUGUAGCCGGAUGUUAUUCACAAAGAGACACGCUUGAAUUAAAUGUCCUAAUAUUAAGUUAUUAC
Messenger RNA from Pangasianodon hypophthalmus (striped catfish), 2696 nucleotides. RefSeq lists its product as uncharacterized. The record is from RefSeq and is a predicted model, not a curated record. Bases 225 to 1037 code for a protein of 270 amino acids. NCBI's taxonomy places the organism in Eukaryota, Metazoa, Chordata, Actinopteri, Siluriformes, Pangasiidae. The transcript is spliced from 9 exons.